This is a messenger RNA of Venustampulla echinocandica, 1995 nucleotides long. RefSeq lists its product as uncharacterized. The record is from RefSeq and is a predicted model, not a curated record. The transcript has a single exon. Bases 1 to 1995 code for a protein of 664 amino acids. NCBI's taxonomy places the organism in Eukaryota, Fungi, Ascomycota, Leotiomycetes, Helotiales, Pleuroascaceae.
AUGAUUAUCAGGGUCUUGGCAAUAUGGGUCGCAUUGUUUCCCGGGCUUUCGGUGCAGGGACGUAAUGAAACUCUGCCACUUGGUCCUAGCAGAGGUAGUUCUCAAGGGCUAUUAACUACAACUCCUUGCGAUGCCACAGAAAUUUCAAAAACGGCUCUACAUCUGACGAAGGAAUCAUACUCGGAACCCCGAGACAGUCUCUCAAUCCUACCUUCAACACGCCCUCCACCAGGAGCCCAAAGUUCAUUCACUACGCUCGUCUCUGGGUCGUCGAGUCCCUGCGAGUCGUCGUCGAUUCCGAUACGCUCUAAACCAUACAAAUCCCCUGCGUCCGAGGCCGCACCAAGCUACGUGGUGGUCUCACCUCCGGUAUAUGUACCUCAGGCUACGACAUCUUGUAGUACAUCGGCUCUAUCGCCAUACCCCUCUCAUGCAAUCGCCCAGUCAUCUAGUCAGUUUACGCCGUCGUACAUGUCAACGUCAAUUGUCCCAUCGACACCCACAUCAGUUGGCACAUCUGCCGCAACUGCUUCUUUCCCCUCUCGUCCGCUAGUCACACAAUGCAUAGAGCAAACUCCUUUUACCAUAACUGUAACAAGUGACAUUAAGACAAAAUGGAAGCAUGUGAUUACCUCUUUUGUCACUGUUUAUCAGACGACUUUCGUCACAAGUCUCCAGACAUUAUAUAGGGACAAAUCCCCUGUCACAGCUUUUACUACUACGAAAACAUUGCCGGCGUCAACAAGCAUCCAAACCACAACAUUACCUCCGUCUUUGGUAUGCCAAGCUGGAACAACACAUGUUACAAAUUUCAACUAUGGCAACUUCACAACCACAAUUGGCUGUUGUAAUAAAACGCAGAGUACCUCGAGGACGUAUCAAUGUCCCAGCUUUUGCCCUUACACGCAAUCAACACCUUGCAUACAAUCCACAACAACAAAACUCCUUCCUCCAGUUUUCUUCCCUCCAACUACCGUCACUAGUACCAGCAUCUUUACCACGACUACAACUGCUCCCGCGGGGUCUGUGGUAACGAUUCUACCCACGACGUGCGUGCCCUCUACAGUUACAAUAAGUGGAAGCUGCACAUCUUCUAAUUCGCCUAUCCUGGUCCCAACAACAAUAACAUCAACGGAGUCUGCGUCAUCCUGCUAUUCGUUUACAGUUCCAUCCCCAAUUUCCUGCCCGACAGUAUCAGCAUGCACAUCGGCCACUGUCUUUGUCCCAGCAAGCUGCUCAUCUUCAACACCAUCGAUAUGCCCUCCCGCAAUAGCUUGUUUAUCGUCAGUAAGCUGCUCACCAACAAUAGUAUAUAGCACACUAUAUACUACUACUGGGCCAUCAGACACGAACAGCUGCACUUCUUGCCCUGGUAACCCGCUACCACCGAUCAGCACUAUAAUCUCUACUGUCACAUUUACCCAGCCUAAUAAUGGUGUUAUAACUUCAACAACCACGCUUGUCCAAACCGGUAUAACCUCUGUUACUCCCACACAGUCUGGAAUUAGCAGUACGAUAACCUCAGUCGCCACACCCACAGGCCCUGAAAACAACAGCGCCAUAACCGUAACGAGCACCGUCACAGGCUCCUGCAACAGCACCGUGCCGCACCCCUCAGAAACAACAACCCCAGUCAUCGAGCCAUGCAAGCCGUGCAGAGAUUACUUCAUUCUUUUCAUCCUCUUUCUUAUUCUCUUUGUCAUCACUUUACUCUUGCUUAUCGGCAGCACACUAUAUUGGUGGAGAUUAAGGCAUAGGUGUAGAUGCUUUACAUGCCAGAUGAUAGCUGAUCAAUGUGCCUGUCCUGGUGGACCGUUACUUGGUAGUGCUGCCGGGGCUGCAACUGGGGCUGCAACUGGGGCUGCGGUCGGCGGCUCAGGGGCAGCCGCACCGGCAGCAUCUGGAGGUGGAUAUGGGAGCUCAAGCGGUACUGGGCCACCUGCACCGAAUCCCACACCGGGACCAAGUAGCGGAGGUUAUGGUACGGCGUAUUGA